AUGAUCUCCCACUGGACGUCAUAUCAGUCUCUGGGCUACCAUCAAGAUGAAAGCGACCACCUUGUCAUCCCUGAUUUUAGCUUGACCGAGUUUAAGAGCUUCUGGUCGAGAAGUAUCCCUGGAUACUCGGGUACCUACAAACUUUCCGAUCUUGACUUCGAUGAUAAGAUAACCCAGAAAUACGACAUAUGGUCUCUGGGUUGCGUGUUCUUGGAACUCGCCUCGUGGCUCCUCCUCGACGGCGAUGCGCCGACCACCUUCAGUGAUAAACGUCUGAUGCCCGAAUCUCAAUUUCAAGGGGUCCUCGCAGACGACAGAUUUUUCUAUCUUGAGACGACGGACGAAAGUACCUCACCGCCCAAGGUGAAACUCUCUGUUCUUGAGUGGAUUCAAUCUCUUCACGCUCUCAAUACGUGCCCGGGGUCUAUACACGAUUUCUUAGACAUAAUUCAGAAGAAGAUGCUGCAACCAAAAGCCGCCGAUCGAAGCGACUCCAGGAUUUUACGGAGGGAACUUGGGGACAUAUACCAUCGUUGCGUGGACUAUGGCGUGUACACGACGAAAGGCGAGGCAUUAAUAGUCCCGAAAGAUUUUGCGGCUCCAACACAUCAGGAGUCAUCACAAAGCGAGGAGCAGCCGGAUCUAUAUCCAAAAGUGACUGUAGAGAUGCAACGAUCGUCUUCGGUGGGCAGACGCCUGGGGCUUGAGACCAAGCCCGGCGAUGCCGGCGAAGGGGCGCAGGCUGUGGAAUCAGGAUUCGAAGAAUAA
Molecule: messenger RNA, 768 nt
Organism: Fusarium falciforme
Lineage: Eukaryota; Fungi; Ascomycota; Sordariomycetes; Hypocreales; Nectriaceae
Product: Protein kinase domain-containing protein
Exons: 3
Coding region: 1-768 (255 amino acids)
Source: RefSeq, a predicted model, not a curated record